Molecule: messenger RNA, 1469 nt
Organism: Tigriopus californicus
Lineage: Eukaryota; Metazoa; Arthropoda; Copepoda; Harpacticoida; Harpacticidae
Product: BTB/POZ domain-containing protein KCTD9-like
Exons: 5
Coding region: 117-1304 (395 amino acids)
Biological process (GO): protein homooligomerization
Molecular function (GO): protein binding
Source: RefSeq, a predicted model, not a curated record
UAGCGCUGCGCAUUGACAAGGGCCCUCUAUCGAUAUUUGGCUGAAGGUGGCUGUCAAAACAAUCGCUCUGAUUUCUUAGCUCACACUCACAGUCUGUAAAUGAAACCGUCAAAACCAUGGUGAGAGUGAUUGUGAAAGCCCAUUGGUUUCCUAAUAGCAAAGGCGUGGUCAUUCAACCCAAUGAGAUCGAGCACAUUGACCAAUUCUGCUCUCGAUUAAGUGCCAUUUUCAAGCGCCCCGUGGAACAAAUUUGGACCCAAUCCAACACGACCAACAACCCCACCUGGAUUGAAAUCGUGGACGGGUCCUUCAUAAGAGAUGAUGACGAGAUCUUUGUCAAAGGCCGGGAUGACCCUUUGCCGGAUGAGUCACAAAGUCGGAACUUGGCCAAAUGGGUCCACUUGAAUGUGGGUGGACGGACAUUUAUGACGUGCAAAUCCACCAUCAAUCUCCGAGCUCCCGAGUCCAUGUUGGCCCGGAUGUUCCAAUCCGAAGAAAUGGGCGCCAUUCCGCCCGGUCCCAAAGAUUCCCAACAGGCCAUCCUCAUCGAUCGAGAACCCGAAUAUUUUGGUCCCAUUCUGAAUUUCCUCAGAACCGGAACGAUCUGUCUAAAUGACGGGGUUAAUGCCGAGGGUGUUUUACAAGAAGCCAAGUUCUUCGGGAUUGACGACGCCGUGCCAUUAUUAGAAGAAAUGAUUUUGCAACAAAAACAGAAUCCGGAUGACCAGCCUUUAACUCGGCGAGAUAUCAUAGCUGCAUUAACCACGGCUUCAACCGACACGGUGUUGCGAUUUCAAGGGCUGAACAUGGCCGGGGCCGAUUUGUCCCGUUUGGAUCUCCGACACAUCAACUUCAAAUACGCCAAUCUCCGAGGAGCCAACCUAUCGGGGGCCAAUUUGUCUUGGUGCAAUUUGGAACGGGCAGACCUAUCCGAAGCCCAAUUGAGCGGGGCGCAAAUGUUGGGCGUCAAAAUGAUUUGCGCCAACUUGGAGCGAGCCACCAUGAGAGAGUGUAACUUCGACGAUCCUGCUGGAACCUCCGCCACUUUGGAGGGCGCUAAUUUGAAAGGAGCCAACUUGAACGAGAGUCACAUGAAUCGAGUCAUUCUUCGCGUGGCCACCUUAAAAAACGCCACCAUGAAAGAUUGCGAUUUAUGCUCGGCCGUUUUAGCCGGAGCCGAUCUCGAGUUUUGCGAUCUGUCGGGUAGUGAUUUAUGCGGGGCCAAUCUGCGGGGCGCCAACCUGAAGGACACGAUCCUGGCCUUGAUGCAAACGCCUCUGCACAUGUCGCAAACCAUUCGGUGACACCACGCCUGAUGUGACAAUUAUACCUACAACUACAGAGGACAACAAUCUGGUUUGGGCCAAGCUGAUUCCAAUCAAGGGGUACUUAAAGCUUAUUCAUUGAAUAUAUAAACUGAAGUUAUGCAUUCGCAAGCAAUUAUUCAAGAAUAGACCGGAUCAGAUCGA